CGUAUAUGCAACCACAAUAAUAUUCCACGACCCUCCGAUACUCCUGUUAAGCAUCCAUGUAACCAACUACCGAAAGAUUGUCACCAUGCCACUGACAAAUUAUGAAAAGCAAAGGAGAAGGAGUAUUAUGAGGAGGUCACGGGUCUGUUCAUCAUCUACUGAAGAUGGAUCCAAUGGAUAAAUAUGGGACAUAUGAAAGCAGUGGUCAACCAGAAGAGCUUUUUGAUCACUCACUACAUUGGAGUGAGGUUAAAGAGGAGGCUGAAGAAUGUCUGAUUUCAGCUGUCUCGUUAGGAGUUGAAACAUCCCAGGUUUGUCCAAAGGAGGACCCUGAUGAACAAGAUCCCUCCUUUGACACAGUUUCAGACAUCUAUGGAGUUACAGAGCAAGAGCAUGGACAUAAAGGCAUGACAUAUCUCAAAGUAAAGGUGCCGCCUUCUCCAGUCCCAGUCAAAGAGGAGUCUGAAGAAUGCUCCCAUCUGCCAGUAGAUGAAGAGGAAGUUGCCUUAAUUACAGUGAAGAAAGAAGAGAAUGAAGACUGGUUGAAGUCAGAAGAUGAGGAUGUUGUGAAAGUGUCAGUGCCUUGGGAACCGUUGGAAACAUCAUCAUCAUGCUCAGAUACAGAGGACAGUGAGAUGGAAAGUGAUAAUGUGAAAGACUGUGAAAACCAUGAGCGUGACAUUUCACGAGGUUUAAUGAUUGAAGAUUGUAGCAGGAUUGAUCCAGGGAUGACGCCAGAUACAGAUGUGAAAGCUAAUGCUGUCGAUUUCAGUGAAUCUAAAGGGGGGUCCUCCUUCUACCCAUGCCCCCAUUGUACACUUGGUUUCACCAUAGAACGUUUUUUCCAUGGGCAUCUCAAGAGGGCCCACCCUGAAGAGUACAUCGCUCUGCUGAAGUCUGGGGAAAUAAUUGCAACAAAAAAAAAGUGUUCACAGCUGCCCCCAGCCACAUGCCCGCAAUGUGGCAAGAGCUUCUCCAAUAAAUAUGUUAUGGAAAAGCAUCAGAGGAGUCACACAGGAGAGAAGCCAUAUCACUGUGCAGACUGUGGGAAGAGCUAUGUCUUUGCUGAUUCACUCAAAAAACAUAAAAAAAGAUGUGGGAAAGGAUUCCGAAGACAAACCCAACUGACCAGCCAUGAAACGAUCCCCACAGGAGAGAGACCAUAUAAAUGCUCUCAGUGUGGAAAAGGAUACCGAACACCAGCCAGUCUAAAAGCACACCAGAAAACCCACCCAGGAGAAAAGCCUUAUCAGUGUUCUCAGUGUGACAAAUGUUUUGGCUUUUCCAGAGACCUUAAGAGACACAGAUGGACUCACACUAGUGAGAGACCAUAUAAAUGCUUUGAGUGUGGCAAAGGAUUCGUCGAACAAACCCAACUGACUAGCCAUGAGCUUAUCCACACAGGAGAGAGACCGUAUAAAUGCUCUCAGUGUGCAAAAGGAUACCGAAGACCAGCCCAUCUAAAAAGACAUAAAAUGACCCACACCUAAUGAUUGCCUCCGGGGUAAAAAGUCAUUCUACUGGCUGGAAGAUUUGAUAACUUGGAACUUUGAUAUGCUGUAGAGUAUAUUAACUCUGGAACUUUGAUAUUCCCGUAGUAUAUAUGUUAUGUAAAGUUCAACAAUAUAUAGAAAAAUUUGCUACAUCGAAAAUUAUAUAUAUUCAAUAUUUAUGUUUUAAAAUAUUUAUAAAUUAAAAGGUUUGCUGUGUCUGUCAGCGUAGUGUCCAGAACAUGGAGGUGGUACCAGGACACAGGCCAGUACAUCAAGAGACGUGGAGGAGGCCGUAGGAGGGCAACAACCCAGCAGCAGGACCGCUACCUCCGCCUUUGUGCAAGGAGGAGCAGGAGGAGCACUGCCAGAGCCCUGCAAAAUGACCUCCAGCAGGCCACAAAUGUGCAUGUGUCUGUUCAAACGGUCAGAAACAGACUCCAUGAGGGUGGUAUGAGGGCCCGACGUCCACAGGUGGGGGUUGUGCUUUACAGCCCAACACCGUGCAGGACGUUUGGCAUUUGCCAAAGAACACCAAGUUUGGCAAAUUCACCACUGGCGCCCUGUGCUUUUCACAGAUGAAAGCAGGUUCACACUGAGCACAUGUGACAGUCUGGAGACGCCAUGGAGAACGUUCUGCUGCCUGCAACAUCCUCCAGCAUGACCAGUUUGGCGGUGGGUCAGUCAUGGUGUGGGAUGGCAUUUCUUUGGGGGGCCGCACAGCCCUCCAUGUGCUUGCCAGAGGUGGCCUGACUGCCAUUAGGUACCGAGAUGAGAUCCUCAGACCCCUUGUGAGACCAUAUGCUGGUGCGGUUGGCCCUGGGUUCCUCCUAAUGCAAGACAAUGCUAGACCUCAUGUGGCUGGAGUGUGUCAGCAGUUCCUGCAAGAGGAAGGCAUUGAUGCUAUGGACUGGCCCGCCCGUUCCCCAGACCUGAAUCCAAUUGAGCACAUCUGGGACAUCAUGUCUCGCUCCAUCCACCAACGCCACGUUGCACCACAGACUGUCCAGGAGUUGGCGGAUGCUUUAGUCCAGGUCUGGGAGGAGAUCCCCCAGGAGACCAUCCGCCACCUCAUCAGGAGCAUGCCCAGGCAUUGUAGGGAGGUCAUACAGGCACGUGGAGGCCACACACACAGCCUCAUUUUGACUUGUUUUAAGGACAUUACAUCAAAGUUGGAUCAGCCUGUAGUGUGGUUUUCCACUUUAAUUUUGAGUGUGACUCCAAAUCCAGACCGCCAUGGGUUGAUAAAUUUGAUUUCCAUUGAUAAUUUUUGUGUGAUUUUGUUGUCAGCACAUUCAAAUAUGUAAAGAAAAAAGUAUUUAAUAAGAAUAUUUCAUUCAUUCAGAUCUAGGAUGUGUUAUUUUAGUGUUCCCUUUAUUUUUUUGAGCAGUGUAUAAUUGUACACAUAGGGCCUAAUAUAGACACCCACCAAAAAAAGAAAGCAAAUAGUGUAAAUUUCAAAUAAAAAAAGGCCAUUAUGCCUGACUUAGAUUGGAUGCAUUCCGAUUUUUCUGUAGCCUCUGUGGCCAACGACCCAGGCACACAUAAUAAUGCCAUGAAUAGCGGUAGCAUUAAUCUCACAAAAAUCCAAAAGUAAAAUGUAAAGGGUUGGUCCCAUGUUUCAUGAGCUGAAAUAAAAGAUUCCGGAAAUCAUUCAUACGCGCAAAAAUUAUUUCUCUAUUUUUUUGCACACAUUUCUUUACAUCCCUGUUUGUAAGCGUUUCUCCUUUGCCAAAAAUAAUCCAUCCAAACAGCCUCACAACCGCAGACCAACUCACAACUCAUUCUGAUUUGCUGGGCCUGGCUCCCCAGUGGGUGGACCUAUGCCCUCCCAGGCCCACCCAUGACUGUACCUCUGCCCAGUCAUGUGAAAUCCAUAGAUUAGGGCCUAAUGAAUUUAUUUCAAUUGACUGAUUUCCUUCUAUGAAGUGUAACUCAGUAAAAAUCUUUUAAAUUGUUGUGUUUAUAUUUUUGUUCAGUAUAUAAUGAAAAGGUGACCAGAAACCAGAUUCCUUUUUUAAGGGACAGAUUUGUAUGGAAAGCCAAGUGGAAGGGAACAUUUAUAUGUUGUCAUCCUCAUAAUAACCGUGCGUGGUUUAACCGCAACAGAAUAGUACCCUUCAACUGAAGCAGCGGGAAACUAACGAGUGUCCACAUCUUUCACAAUCAUACCAUUACUAUACUUCUAAUGGUUUAGGACCAUCACGUGACGUCCUGACUACUGGUAAAACAGUCUUGCACCCACGUGCUAAUCUACGUUACUUUUGCCCCGAGCUCACACCCGGGAGGCAGCCCAUUUCCAAAAUGAAUGCAAUCCCUUUUUACCCUGGGAAACUCCUCCCGCUUGGGCAACCUGUGUCAGAUAAUCAAAUCCAUUCCAUAUCUCAUGUGAAGUCUUCCAAAAACACAUUUGCACAUGAAUUCACAUGUGAAAUUUCACUUGCACGUGACUUCACGUGAAAUUGUACAAAUGUUAAGUGUUCCAAAAGCACAUUUUCACACGUGAAAUGCGAUGUGUAGUUUCAUGGUAUCACAUGUUGAAAUUUUGCAUCUCCAUGUCACAUUUAUUUAACAUGAGAUCAUGUUCUCACAUGUUGUCACGUGUAGUUUCAUAUUAUCACAUUGCUUCACAUGUUGGACAUGUUAUCACGUUAACUUCACAUGUGAUCACACAAGAACUCACUUGUUCACAUGUGGAAUGCAUUAGUUUUUUCCAUAAUGGACACCACAAACAUUCAAUUGUUUAGUCCAGAUGUUGUUUAGUUUUCUAUUGUUUAGUUGAGAAGUGCCAUAUUUUUUAUUAUUUUUUAUUAUUUCUGCUGUACAAAAUGUUAAACAUGGCGAUGUUGUUCUCAUGUUCUCAAUAAAGGCUUUUAAUAUUUCA
Molecule: messenger RNA, 4374 nt
Organism: Oncorhynchus nerka (sockeye salmon)
Lineage: Eukaryota; Metazoa; Chordata; Actinopteri; Salmoniformes; Salmonidae
Product: zinc finger protein 180-like
Exons: 7
Coding region: 165-1490 (441 amino acids)
Biological process (GO): regulation of transcription by RNA polymerase II
Cellular component (GO): chromosome
Molecular function (GO): chromatin insulator sequence binding
Source: RefSeq, a predicted model, not a curated record